Messenger RNA from Theobroma umbraticum, 695 nucleotides. Its product is annotated as glycine-rich protein. NCBI's taxonomy places the organism in Eukaryota, Viridiplantae, Streptophyta, Magnoliopsida, Malvales, Malvaceae. The record is from RefSeq and is a predicted model, not a curated record.
AGGAUCGCGUUAUGGAGAGAGGAUGGAGACAGGAUAUGGGUCCGGCUAUGGGACGAAGGAGAGCUAUGGUGGGGAGGAGUAUGGAGGAGAGAGGAGUGAGUAUGAGAGGAAACCAAGUUAUCGGAGAUCGGAGGCAGAGGAAGGAGAGUAUAGGAAGCCGAGUUAUGGGAGGAAAAAUGAUGAUUCGGAUGAUGAAAGGAGGACGAGUCAUGGUUAUGGUGGUGAUGAAGGUUAUGGCCGCAAGAAAUAUGGGGAUGACAACUCUGAUGAUGAUGAGGAGAAGAAGCAUCACCGCUAUAAGCACCACCACCACAGGCGCCAUGAUGAUGAUGAUGAGUAAUCAGACUGGUGGUAAAUCUCUGAAUGGAGUUCGUGCCAUAGUAGCUACUACUAAAUAAAGGUUGAGGCAUGCCUCCUUUGCUGGUAUCUACUACUGUUGCCGAGUGGUUCAUGUGUGUCAGUAACUCUGAUUGUCAAUAAAAUCCCCAAACAUUUGGGUUAUUGUGUUGUGCUUGCAUGAUAUCAACUUGAUGAUGAUUAUGUAAUGAUGCCAUGUGAUGCUUAUGUGUGCCUUUGAAAUUUCUUUCUUUUUCAAGUUCUCCGGACGUUAUCUUGAACCAACACCUUUCCACUGCACCUUUGGGUGUUGAGUUAACUUAAUCAGGAUUCUUAAAAUGAGAAGUGAUUUAUGUUUA